Molecule: messenger RNA, 7078 nt
Organism: Thalassophryne amazonica
Lineage: Eukaryota; Metazoa; Chordata; Actinopteri; Batrachoidiformes; Batrachoididae
Gene: arhgef49
Exons: 8
Coding region: 398-4003 (1201 amino acids)
Biological process (GO): positive regulation of Rho protein signal transduction
Molecular function (GO): guanyl-nucleotide exchange factor activity
Source: RefSeq, a predicted model, not a curated record
AGCUGUUGCUUCGUUCUGGUUACAGAGAAUGAAAGGACAGAGAAUGAAGGAUUAAAGCGAAGCAAUGAAACACAGCGUGGAUGAUGACACGCUGCACCUGCACACAGUUCCACCUCACUACUCCAGCCGCUUCCUGGUCUCCAUGCCAACCAUGAGGUCUGAUGGUGCUGGAGCAUGCUCAGUGUGCAUCUUCUCCUGCCCGAGGCCACAUCUGCAUGGAUUAGUGAGAGUUCCAGAGAGAUCGCUCUGAGGGGACCCAGACACGAGACGAGAAAUCCGGCCACUUCGGGACUGGAGCCAGGGAUCUGCAUGUGGGGAGACAUUUGAUUAAAAUGGGUCUGUGGAUGUCUGGACCUGCUCACUGUAUGUCUCAGGGCUGCUUCCUGAACCAGCAGCGAUGCCCGACAUAAAACCUCCACUACUAUGUGACUACCCUUCCACCUCAUCUGCCACGUCAUCCGUCAGCCUUCCCACUGGCUGCCCUUCCCCUCUCAACUUCUUUGUAAAUAUGGAGCCCUGCAUUGCUAGCCUCCCCCUGUCUCCUGACUUCUUGUCCUCCUUUCCUCCACACAGAUCCAGUAUACCUUGCUACCCUGGGCUCCAGGACCCCCACUUUCCACUCAUGGCAAGAUGUAACAGCAGCACUCUGCUUACCAAUCUUGGACUGAGGUCCUGCUCCAGGGGACAUGGUCACGCUGGGGUCAGGGCAGGACAAGUCUCAUCCUCCUCUAUCCAACUUGGAAAGAAUACCAGUAGACCUUAUAGGAGUAUGGAGAACCUCUACUGGAACAAUGUAGGUGACUCUGGCACAUGUGCAUUCAGUGCAGCCCCUUACAGAAGUGUGGACAGUGAGUUUAUUUUGCAGUAUACCACUACUAGCCACUGGUAUGAUGGGCCUCAGGAUGGGCCUGUGGUUGGGACCCAAGUAAUGAUUCCCAAUCAAGAGAGUCAAGCAUUCUGCACUCGGAAAGCGCUGACCAGGAAGGACCUUACAUCGCUCCCUCAGUGGCUGUUCCCUGGCGGCGUGGAUGAAUGGGAUGCCCGCAAGGGCCUAAGGGAGAGGCUGCGCCUACAGAGUGCAAGGUCAGGGGUUGAGCCUCUUAGGCCACUCCCACUUCGGGCUCAAGUGACUCCUGGUGCUGUACCUGUCAAAAGAGAGGAUAUCCCUCAUGUGACUUCAGGAGUUGGGGCGAGACCGCUGUGCGCACUGCGGCUUACCAGUCAUGAAGAGAUCAAGCAGGAGGUACUGAGGCGUUUGCAGCUCAGACGGCAGAACAGUAGCCCGAACCUGCCUCUGCACAGCUCCCCAGUCAGCCCCGAAGUAGUUAAGACAUCCAGUACAACAGAAAAUAUCACAGGCAACAGAAGCCAACCAGAAUCUGUAUGUGAACACCGCAGACACCCAGUGGGCCGAUUACACAUUCCAACCUUUGAGGAGUUUAAGAGGAUGAGGCAGAAGGAGGGGGAACACAGCCAGAAGUCUGCAGUGGACUCUGUGGUAUGUGAAAACUGGCUGGAGGAAAUAGUUGGAUUGGAAAGGCAAAUUCUUCCAUCAUCUAGUGUGGCAGUGGAGGAAGGAUGUUUGGAAAAGACACCAAGGCAAGAAGCCAGAGCAAACAGGACAGGCAGUGACACAGCAGCAUCAAGUAGUGAUGGCCUGCAGACUGUCAGCUCCUCAGAGACCCUUCUCUUUAACAGCACGAGCAGUAACAGCACUACAACCACCCCCUCCAUCACCAGCGCAUACUCUCCAAUCUGUACAAGCCCUUCUCCUCGCUCACCCCUGCAGCCGCUGGCCAGCUUGACCCCAGAGAACACUUCUGCUGCAGUAGUGGAAGAAGAGAGCAGCAAAUGUAGAAGGAGCAGUCUGGAAGUAGCAGGACCAGUUCCCUUCCCUUCCAGCAAAGAAAAGUGGGAUCAUCCCUCCAGUUGUUGCCCUGCACUCCUUCUGGAUGGGACAGACCUGUCCAGUUAUGGAGCUAAGCUCUACAAGAUGAAGGACGGCUUGAUUGGAUCUGCACUGGACCUCAUCAAGAAAAGCUGCAGUGCAGACGUCUCGGCCGAGGUUCCUGUCACGCUGUCAGGUGACCGGGACACAGCCUCUGACAUCACCGUUUUCUCAACCGACUGUCAGCCUCCUGCCGUUGCCAUGGCAACGUCGGAUACGGCCUGCGGACUGGAGGCUGACAACGAGACACCUGCAGGACGAGGAAGCAAAGAACCUGGAGAAUGCCAGCACAGCGGGCUGGGCUGCAGGCGCUCCAGCUCCGACGCAGCCUAUGAGGUGGUAGAGACGGUGAAGGCACAGCGCGAGUGUCGUCUCCGGCCCCACUUCAGUGACCCCAUGCCAGCUGACGCUUCCAUGCGGAAACAGCUGGAGAUGAAGAUUGCUGCUGCUGCCCGACUACAUAACCAAUGCAGAGACAGACACAGAGACAGUGCUCCAGCAGCAAUUCGUGGUUGCUCAGAGCAUCCAUGUGAGGAGCGGCUGGGUGUGACUCGGUCCAGGCGGCAUCGCUGGAGCACCAUCAGUAGUCUGAGCGCUGACAGCGGAGUAGUUGGCCUCAGCGAUGAGCGGGAAGAGGAGGACCGCGAACCUCGCCGGAACCGCCGCAGCCGAGGGGCCGAAGUGGAGCGUGCAGACAGUGGUAUCGGCCAAGGUCUCUCUCGCAGCUGGAAGAGACCGUCUGCCUCAUUAAGAACCUGGGAUGCUCAGAGACCCUGUGGCGAUUGUGGUCAGAGGGACGGUGCCUCCAAGGAGCAAGGUCAGCGCAUGUGUGAACGCUGCUUCAAGCUACACAUCGAGAGGAAGGAAGCCAUUCUAGAGUUUCUGAACACGGAAUCGAGCUAUGGAGAAGACCUACGGAUCAUCAAGGAGGAGUUUUACUGCCCCAUGCAGAAUGCUGGGCUGCUAACAGCAGAACAGCUCGCUGUGGUGUUUGGCAAUGUUCAAGAGCUAAUAGAUGUCAACGACCGCUUCACUGAACACCUGCAGGAGAGCAUAGACCACGCCUUUGACCAGGGAGAUGAGGAUCUGCUGACAGUCUCUAUUGGAGAGAUCUUCCUGGAGUUUGUCAACAUGCUGCCUGCCUUCCAGACGUACUGCCUGCAGCAGUCCACGUCGGUCAACAUGCUGAACACUCUGGAGAAGGAGAAAGAGCUUCUCCGAAUAUUCCUGGAUGUGUCGCAGAAUGACAACACAGCUCUGCGUCGAAUGAACUUGCGCUCCUUCCUCAUGGCGCCCCUGCAGCGUGUAACAAAAUACCCACUUUUGCUGAGCCGCAUCAUCAAGGUCACCUCUGAAUGUCACCCCGACUACGCUCGUCUCCACGAGGCAAAGAGCUGCGUGGAGUCCCACCUGGAGCACAUCAACAUGAAGACCAAACAGGAGGGUAAUGGCGUCACCUGGUCCCUCCGUUCUUUCCGCCGCGACAGCCGAAAGAACCGGGAGGUUAUCAACAUUGAGAUGAGAGAGGUGUCAAUCAAAACGGUGGGCUGGGCCAGGGAAUACACACGUUUUGUUAUGGAAGGUCCUCUCCAACUUUCUCAGCCGGCGGACGGCCAGUGGUCAAAGAAGGGCAGUAAGGCCCUCAAGUUCCAAAAUGUCCAGAGUCUGCUAAUGGUGACGACACAGAGGGCCAGUGACAGCCCAGGCCAGGGUCCGGACACUGGGCCGCGUGGGGAUAAUGGGGAGGGGGGCGGAGAGAGCAUCCGGGAUGGAGUGCUGGUUCUAAUCAAAGAUAAGAGCAGUGGGAAGUUCACUGUACUGAGAGAACCCAUCCGGCUGGGGAACUGUGUGGUGUCCACAGACCCGGAGUCUGAAGACACGUUUGAGGUGCUUGAUAUUCGGCGAGAAUCUUUUGUUUUCCGUGCGUCAGACAAAUCUCGCACCCAGCAGUGGUUCCAUCAGAUUAAGAGAUAUACUCGAGACUUGGGUACCUGGAGAAAACGACGUAAUGCUUUACCCAACAUCAUGAUCAACACUAACCAGAGCCGCUCCUGAGGCUCGCCAAAGCCCCUCUUUCUAACACUGUACAGCAGAAGAAGUGUGAGUGGCUCCGCUGAAAAUUUGUCAGAUUUUAGGGAAAACAGUUGUACCAUGUAAACCAUGUAACAUUGUUUUUUUAACUGUUAUGUGAUCCACACUGUGAAAAAAAGGGAGGAUGUAGGCGUAACUUUUUAGGUUUUGACUUUUAAAAUAAUCUGACAUGCAGACAACCAAAAAACUGUGCUGUGCUUGACAUCCUUGAUUGUAAAGACUGUUAGUUCUCAAACACGAGAGCUGUGAUUUCAGUAAAAAUGGUGUGUCGUUUAAAAAGCAUCAAAUGAAAUGACCAAUUGCAAAAAAUACUGUUGAAAACUUCAUAUUUUUUUAAACAGUAGGACAAAAAAUAUUACGUUUGAAAUUAAGACCAACUCCAAAGGGUGUUAUUUUUUUAUCACACUGUACUCACUACCAUCUCCUGUUGGUGUGCCUCCCCCUGCUGGUUGAUAGAGGCGGAACAGGUGGAGAUGGCGCGGGGCCUCCACGGUGGGAGUUCUGUCCGACCCUGUUUUAAAGACAAGUCACAUGACAGCAAUAAUAGUCUGCCAAGUCAAAAUAAGAGUAGCUGCUGUUUAUACUUUUCAUUUCCACUAAAUGGCACGAGGUGAGCUACAUUGACCGAAUGUCGUAAUUAAAGCUGUGUGCGCUAGCUACCGUUCCAUCAGCAUGUUAAUGUGUCAGUUCAUCUGAAUAACAAAUACCUUCUCAUUCUUCCUCCUUGUCACAACAACAUCCUCUUUGGAAGUUUGUGGAAAGGUAAACGGUCUUGGUAAAGUACCUUAUUGAAGGAUGCAAACCGUACUACCACAGCAGGGCUCCAAUCCACGAUUUGCAGAUUAUUACCUCUGCCAACGAAGUUGGGUGGAGGUUAUGUUUUUGGCCCUGUUUUUGUUUCUCUGAUGUGAACAGCGCCUGGAACCCACAAUUUUUCAUAUAUCGUUGUGAAAUUUUUACUGAAGAUUCAUAUCCUUAUAGGGCAUUUGUAAGGUAAUAGGUCAAAGUCAGGAAAAAAACUUGAAAUAUUGGAAAAAAAAAAUCCCUAUCUUUAACAUUGAAUGAAUUAAAAAAAGAUAACUGUCAGAAAAGCUGUAAUUUCUUUCAUAUUUCAGAGCAUUAUGUAGGAUGGUAUCUUUUGUCGACUGGCAAAGUUUGAUUCGGAUCUGAUCCAGAUUAUAGAUUUUGUGGCCAAUUAGAUUUAACAUUGAAACUGACUGGCACUCGAUAUCACCUGACAAAGUUUGAUUUGGAUUGUGGAUUUUGUGGACAUUUGAAUUUAAUAUUGAAAAGCCCAUCUGGUGUACAUUUUGCAUUAUAUCUCAAUCAAAAGUGUCUCAAUCACUCUCAGUUUUCUGUUAUGGAUUCAUCUACACCACCAACAUUGGAUGAAGGUUCCAAUUUUAUGCCUGUUUGUCUUCUAGUUAUCAGUCAGAAACCAAGUGCCAAAAAGAAAUGACAAGUUGUGCAUAGUGGAAACAACCAAUGGUCUGUGAAAAUUAUCUGAAAAAGAAUUCAGAAACUGAAAAAGUUGAAGGAAAAAAAAAAACUGAAAACACCACAAAAAAUAACUUUGAUUCAAGUGCAUGAACUACAUACUCCUGACAUUUGGUCAGAUCAAAUUUAGCUUCUCAAAAUCCACUUCUAACAGGACUUUGACCUUGAAAUUUUUUUCCAAUGUAAAAUUUUUAAUUGGAAACUAGUGCUGGUGGAGGUUUGCACUCUAUGAGCGCGGUGCUCUAGUUUGUCAAUUUUUACUCAGAGAUCGUAAUUUCCCAGUUAUGCCCCCCGGAACACUUGUUCCAAUCAUGCUAUUGCUGUAUGUGGACAUGUUUCUGCAGCAUUUUAAUGCUUGAAAUACUGCGUAACGUCCUGGUUAUGAAGUGGUGGCACUCACAUUGGCUACCCCAGCAGAUGUUCCAGACAAUGACUGUCAGUACCAUACUACAAACCAAGCAGUAAAUUAAAACACUAAUGUACCUUCUGCUCCAUCUGUCUCUUACAUGAGGAGCCUUUGGUGGACCGAAUAUUUUUUGUAGCAUUCUAUACUCCUAAAACGUGGAGGUGUCCAUCUUCUUUCUGACUUGUGGAAAACACAUUUACCUCAGGAGUGGUAUCAUUUAGGGGAGGUGAUGGUCUAGUGGUUGAGACCAGAAGAUCCUAGGUUCAAAUCCCAGCCUGACUGGAAAAUCACUUAGGGUCCUUGGGCAAUCCCCUAGUUGCUCCUGGUGUGUAGUGAGCACCUUGUAUGGCAGCAUUCUCACAUCGGGGUGAAUACUAUGAGGCAUUAUUUGUAAAGCGCUUUGAGCGUCUGAUGCAGAUGGAAAGGUGCUAUAAAAAUAGUCCAUUUAUCAUUCCAAGACACAAAUUCCAAGGUAAAUGGAACAUGAGUCUAGAGUUCAACUGCUAGACCACACAGGACCAGAUAGGAAUGGAUACGAGAUUGAACUCCAGUGGUUUCAUGCACAUCUUUCUGGUUUCAUGCAAGCUUUCCGGUAUCGACCUUUGAAAGUUCUGCCACACAAUUUAAAUCAGUUAAACAGUUUGUGGUGCUCAAAGAACUGAAAGGGACAUUGGAUUAUUUCAACAGUUUUUUAGUGACUUCGGCUGUUUUGUUUUGUUUUUGUCUGACAAGAGUGUCUGAGUUUGGACAGUUUUCUGUGGUACACGUUUUCAAAACACAAUUUUUCCAUGAGUACAUUUGUGCCACCCAGCAUGCAGUAGAAACGCUUCCCCGUGUGCGUUUGUACACGUUCCACAGUGACAAUACGUACACACAGUAUUAAAUUCCAACAGUGGAACAGAGAGUGACAAGGGCAGAAAAGUGCAGCCAUAUUUAGUAUGAGGUCUUUUUCACAAGGUAUAGUCAUGGUCAAAAUUACUGGCACCUUUGAUUUUCAAGUUCUUAUUCAUACAACCUAUCUUCAGAAAGAAAUGCAAUCAAAGCAAUUAUGCACAAUGAAAAUAUUUUUUAAGAAAAUUCCAGUCACUGAACAGAAACAACAAAAAAAAUGUUUUAUGAAGUGAAAUAGUGAAAUU